AUGGCCGCCCCACAAACGGAUUUUGAAGAAGUCAUCCCAGGUACCCGUCGCCUUUAUGAUGAGAAUGGCAACAAUCUACCUGGAGAUGAUUCGCUCUUGAAACACGGCCAUAUCGUUCUUGUACCGCAACCCUCGGAGUCACCGAACGAUCCAUUGAAUUGGUCCACGUCUAGGAAGGCCUGGCACUCCGUUCUGGUCCUUUAUGUCGUCGGUCUCACAGCGGCAACAUCUAACAAUGCUGGAUCUGGAUCAGACGGUGUCAACGAAGAGUACGGAAUCAGCUACGAUGUUUUCAACACCGGUGCUGCUGUCCUUUUCAUUGCUAUCGGAUACUGGACCUUACUGAGUUCGCCUCUGGUCCAUUUGUACGGUCGCCGUCUUGGAUAUAUUAUCUCUAUGCUGGUCAACAUCGGUGGUCUUAUAUGGUAUGGCCGAAUUACCAACGUUGCUGGUGUCGUUUGGAGUCAGCUGUUCGUCGGCGCAGCAGAGUCGGUUGGUGAAGCCACCGUCCAGCUUUCGCUCCUUGAUAUUUGGUUCGAGCACCAAACAGGUAGUGUCUUGGGUAUCUAUACCUUUGCAACUGCUAUUGGUACAUACCUGGGUCCACUGAUUGGUGCUCACUUGGCCGACGGUCUUGGGUGGCGGUGGAUUGGUUAUGCAGGUGCUAUCAUCUGUGGGGUCAGUCUCCUUGUCAUCUUUUUCGGUCUUGAGGAGACAGAGUUCAAUCGCGACCGCUAUCUGGCGGGAAACGGAGAUCGAUGCCUAGUCGCCCAAGCCGUAGAGAAGCACAACAGCGCAGACAACUCUUUCACCAACGCGGAGGAUGGACAUCCAGAUGAGACUGCUCGCGGACGAAUGUCACUGUCCUACAGUCGCCGCAAGACAUACUGGGACCGCGUCAAGAUUAUCACUCCUGCGCCCAACCUUCGCGGUACUGGUGCGAAGCAGUACCUCCAUCGCCUGUGGCAUACCCUGCGCGUCUUCACCUUCCCAGCCGUCUGGUACGCCGGUCUUCAAUGGGGACUGCAGAACAUCUGCCUCACCUUCUAUCUGACCGUACAAGAAGAUUGGUGGUACAACGAGCCCUGGAACUACACCCAGACCGAGGUCGGCAACAUGAACUUGCCGACCCUCAUCGGAAGUCUGAUCGGAUGUGCGUACGGCGGUUACGGCAGCGACAAGUUCAUGCAGUGGAUGAUUAAGCGCAACAACGGCGUCAUGGAGGCUGAGUUCCGUCUGCACCUUAUGGCGCUUUGCACCCUCAUUUUCCCGACUGGCAUGUGGCUCUUUGGUAUUGGAUCGGCCCGUGGUUGGGACUGGCCGGUGCCAUACGUAGGUUUGGGUUUCAUUGGCUUUGGAUACGGCUGUGCUGGCGAUCUGAGUCUGUCUUACCUUGCAGAUUCGUUCCCUGACAUGGUUCUCGAGGGCAUGGUGGGCGUUGCCGUCAUCAACAACACCAUUGCCAUGCUGUUCACUUUUGUUGCGAGUUACUGGAUCGACUCCGGGAUGGAGAACUGCUUCAUAGUUCUUGGUGUGCUUAGCUUUGUGGUCAUGGCUUCGAGCUGGCCCAUGGUCGUGUAUGGCAAGCGCACGCGUCGUUGGGCGAGAGACAGGUACUUGAAGUUCGUGGAGAUCCGUGAUGGGUUCUCGAAGUAGGUCCCAGGAUUACGCGCGUAGACGAUGAAGUUGUGCAGCAACGCAUUACGACCAGUACUAGAGAGGGAACAGGGAGAAGUGGAUGCAAUGAUUCUGGACUCCUCCGUUGGGUGCAUGGCAAUCGAAUGGCAGGAAGACUAGGCAACGCUACCGACGAGUCUGUCGUACAUAAUGAAGUGGAGCCGAUCAUAUUCUGUACGCGGCUGCCACGCGUUUCGUCAACACAUGAAAGAGUUGUCAAUUGAGGACAGAACGUGAAUCGACAGCGCUAUAUGAGCUCCUCGGCGUCAAAUACUGACAUGCAUGUUCACCGGCAUCCAAAAGCCACG
Messenger RNA from Didymella exigua CBS 183.55, 1985 nucleotides. RefSeq names its product MFS general substrate transporter. The record is from RefSeq and is a predicted model, not a curated record. Lineage: Eukaryota; Fungi; Ascomycota; Dothideomycetes; Pleosporales; Didymellaceae. Gene Ontology annotation, molecular function: transmembrane transporter activity. Gene Ontology annotation, biological process: transmembrane transport. The transcript is spliced from 3 exons. The coding region runs from base 1 to 1656 and encodes 551 amino acids.